Aaosphaeria arxii CBS 175.79 is the source of this 15652-nucleotide messenger RNA. RefSeq names its product amino acid adenylation. The transcript is spliced from 2 exons. Gene Ontology annotation, cellular component: cytoplasm. Gene Ontology annotation, molecular function: phosphopantetheine binding; catalytic activity. The coding region runs from base 103 to 15630 and encodes 5175 amino acids. Gene Ontology annotation, biological process: amino acid activation for nonribosomal peptide biosynthetic process; secondary metabolite biosynthetic process. Lineage: Eukaryota; Fungi; Ascomycota; Dothideomycetes; Pleosporales. The record is from RefSeq and is a predicted model, not a curated record.
GUCCAACCGAUCUCAAGUUAGAUCCAAUUAACCUUUAAACUUCUCUGCACAUAUUAUUUGAUACCCCUUCUCAUAUUUGUAUAUAUAACUCAUAUCUUCAACAUGGGCUCCGUUGCACAAUCUACUGAUGCUGUCUGGCUCCGGAAUGAGAACGUCCCCACUUUCAUUGAAGACACAGUCGCAAACCUGGUUCAGAAGCAGGUGGAGAUACGACCCGAUGCACUCGCUGUUGAUGCGCACGAUGGAACUUGGACAUAUGCCCAACUUGAAGAGGCAUCCAAUCGCGUUGCCCACUAUCUCGCCGGGAAAGGCGUGGGACCGGAAGAUGUUGUUCCCCUGUGCUUUGAGAAAUCGCGAUGGGCAAUUGUUGGUAUUCUGGCAGUCUUGAAAGCUGGAGCCGCCUUUGUUUUCCUGGACCCAUCACACCCCGUCGAUCGAAGGCAGUAUAUCACAUCGGAAGUCGAGGCUAAAGUUAUAAUAUGCUCUCCCGCACAAGCUUGCCUUUACGGAACCGAUUUCCCACCCACAUUCGCCCUUUGCCAGGAAAACCUUGCAUCCCUACCAGCACAAUCCGGCGCACCAACGAGCGGUGCCGUACCGACCAAUCUCCUCUACAUCAUUUUCACAUCAGGCAGUACUGGAAAGCCGAAGGGCUGUUUGAUUGAGAACAGGGCUUUCUUGAGCGGCUCGUUGCGACAUGCAGAGCGCGCUGACAUCGACCAUACGACUCGCAUCCUUCAGCUGGCAUCCUACACUUUUGAUGUUAGUAUGCUCGAAAUCUUGACCGCUUUGGUACACGGUGCCUGUAUUUGCACCCCUGACAUGGCUUUUAUGGCGAACGGCCCCGCCUACAUUGUCAACGAAUACAAAAUUACCUGGACGUUCAUGACACCUUCGCUGGUUAAGCUCAUGGCGCCCGAUAUGGUGCCAACUCUCAAGACAUUGGCCUUGGGAGGCGAGCCGCUAGCUAAGGUGGAUAUCGAGACCUGGGCUGACCAUGUUCGACUCAUCAACGGCUACGGGCCUAGUGAGGCCUCUGUUGCCGCAACGGCCAACACAGAAGUGACCCGCGACACCGAUCCCGCAAACAUUGGAUACCCGGUUGGAGGGAUUUGCUGGAUUGUGGAUGCCGAGGACCACGACGUCCUGCUCCCUCCCGGUGAAGUUGGCGAACUUUUGAUUGAGGGGCCGAUUUUGGCUCGUGGCUACAUGAAGAACAAGGAGAAGACCGAUGAGGUUUUCAUUGAGCGCCCUGCUUGGGGACCCACUACUAAGACAGGAGAGAACAGGAGGUUUUACAAGACCGGCGAUCUUGCCAAGUUCUUGCCAGAUGGAUCGAUCUACUUUAUCGGACGAAAGGACACCCAGGUGAAACUGCGAGGACUUCGUAUUGAGUUGGGCGAGAUCGAGCACAAUAUCGGCACCCACCCGCAAGUCCGUCACCAAGUUGUUAUUCUUCCAAAGAAGGGUCUUUUCGCGAACCGCCUUGUUGCACUGGUUUCCCUUAAAGAUUACUUGAUCGAGACCACUGAAGCUGUUGAAGCAACCGCAUAUGUUCACGAGGAAAUGCACAGCGAGACAGUUCAGCAACAUCUCCAGUCUAUCCGCGACGGACUGGCUUCCAAGGUCCCCGAAUACAUGGUCCCCGAAACCUGGAUUGUUCUCGAACGCUUCCCCCUUCUACUCUCCGGCAAGCUGAAUCGAUCCCUCGUCAGCAGCUGGAUUGCUGAGGCUGAUAACGGCCUUUACCGUCAGGUGGUCGGUAUCGAUUUCGAAGAAGUUGCCGAUGAAGAAAACGCCGAUAGUACCGAGGAGGAGCUUCGAUCGAUUAUUUCCGCCGUUCUCAACCUCCCUCUCGCCAAUGUCAGCCUACAAAAGUCUUUUCUCAGCCUGGGAGGCGACUCCAUCACGGCUAUGCAAGUAAUGGCCCGCUGCCGUGGCGCCGGGCUUGCUGUUAGUGUCAAGGACAUCCUCCGGAGCAAGACUAUCACUGAGCUUGCCUCUCGUGUUACAUCUGCUGGCGAGGCCUCCUAUUCGACUGAAGAGAAAUUUGAUGUUCCUUUCGAACUUUCCCCCGUCCAGCGUAUGUAUUUCGACAUCAUUCCGGAUGAAAUUGACGACUCUCGCCAAACUCGGUUCAACCAAAGUUUCUUCCUGAAGGUCGAGCGACCAGUCGCUGGUUCCAACGUCGCGAACGCGCUUGAACUUGUCGUGACUCAGCACUCUAUGCUUCGCGUUCGGUUCGAGCAGAAUAACGGCAAAUGGAUGCAAGUGAUCCCCUCCCAGAUCAAGGAUACUUUCAGUUUCUCAGUUCGCGACAUCGAUUCCGCCCAGGACGCCUACCCGAUCAUGGCCGAGACACAAUGCUCAUUGGACACACAAAAUGGUCCAAUCUUUGCUGUCGUUCUUUUCAACACAGCAUCCGAGGGGCAAUUUCUCUUCCUAGUCGCUCACCACGUCAUGAUCGAUCUCGUUUCGUGGCGCGUGAUUCUUCGCGACUUGGAGGAGAUCUUGACCACUGGAUUGCUAACUGCAGCCAAGCCAAUUCCCUUCCAGAACUGGCUGGCUCUCCAGGCUGAGCAUGCGACUAAGACCGACGUUUCUAGUGUUCUUCCAUACUCCAUUCCAUCCCCUGACUUCGAUUACUGGGAGAUGUCCACCAAGCCCAACCGCAUGUGCGAUACCGAGGAGACGAUCAUCAGACUGGACCUUGCUCAGACAAAAGAGCUACUUGAGGGUGCCUGCCACUCCACCUUUAAUACUGAGCCUAUUGAUCUGCUGCUUGCAUCCCUGGUCUACUCGUUCAAUCAGACCUUCAGCGAUCGCGCUGUUCCUGCUCUUUUCCGUGAGGGACACGGCCGCGAGCCAUGGGAUGAUGAUCUCGAUAUCUCUGGGACCGUUGGUUGGUUUACCACCAUGUACCCAUUGUACGUAGAGAUGCAGAAGGACUUCGACAUGCUGGAGGUUGUCAAGCGUGCCAAAGACGUGCGACACAGCGUCCCAGCCAACGGUCGCCCAUAUUUCGCUUCUCGUUAUCUCAAUGAGGCUGGUAUUGCCAAAUUUGGUGACCAUGGCCACGUGGAGCUGUCCUUCGACUACCUUGGUCUUUACCAACAGAUGGAACGCUCCGAUGCUCUUUUAACACAGGUUCCAGGAUACCAGGCCAUCUUCGAGGAUGUUGGCAAGGAGACCUCCCGUUUCGCACUUGUAGAGAUCACGGCCGAAGUCCUCCAAGGCCAGAUGCAGUUGCUCUUCGUUCACAACAAGCACAUGAAGAACCAGGACUUGAUCCAGUCUUGGAUUAGCAGCACGCAACAGUGCCUCUCUCGUGCCAUCGAGCAGCUUCAGGCAAGCCAAAAGCAGUUGACACUUGCUGAUUUUCCCUUGUUGAAACUUUCCUACGAGGAUCUUAACACCCUCGUCCAGACCAAGCUCCCAGAGAUUGGUAUCUCUGACGUUACGCGUGUCGAGAGUAUUUACCCUAGUUCUCCAAUGCAGCAUGGUUUGUUGAUAAGCCAGGUUCGUGCAGAGACUCAGGGAGCAUAUGAAUACAACCACACGCUCAAGGUCGAGACUAGGAACUCCUCUGAUAUCCUAGAUGUGAAGAAUUUGGCAUCGGCUUGGGCUCAGGUUGUGCAGCGCCACACAUCUCUUCGAACUGUUUUCAUUGAGAGUGUAAGCCACGCAGGACUCUAUGACCAGGUUGUGCUCAAUUCUAUUGAUCCAAAUGUUCACGUUCGAGAAUGUCAGGAGAGUGAGGUAGACGAGAUUUUCAACUCGGUCGACAAGCUAGCGUUCCGUGCUGGUGGUGCUCUGCAUCGAUUCACCAUCUCCCAUGUUUCUGCUACUCGGGCCUACUGCAAGCUCGAGAUUAACCAUGCUAUCAUUGACGGUUCUUCCAUUGCGAAUAUCAUGGGAGAUUUCAUCUCUGCCUAUGACGGCCGUAUUUCCGAUCGCAACGGCUUUGUUUUCGAGGAUUACAUCAAGCACGUCCUCGAGCGUCCUGUUAGCAUGGCCACCGACUUCUGGAAAGAGUAUCUUGCCGACGUUAACCCAAGCUUCUUCCCUCUCAUGGCUCACUGGGAGGAUGCCAUAGACCCUGCCCGGAAACUUGAGACCGUCACCAUAGAUGUUGGCCUCACGCCCACAGAUCUCACCAACUUCUGCAACGAGGCCAAUGUAACCCUCGUGAACAUCUUCCAAUUUGCCUGGGGAUUGGUACUGAAGCAGUACAUUGGUACUGAGGAUGUCUGUUUCGGAUAUCUUUCAUCUGGCCGUGAUGCUCCCAUCAGCGGCAUUGAGGAGGGUGUCGGCGCAUUCAUCACUAUGCUCGUCAGCCGCAUGCUAUUGGAUGACACCGUCACUAUGUCUUCUGCUCUUCAGAAGGUUGCUGAUGAUCUCACUCGUACCCUCCCUAACCAACACUGUGGUCUUGCAGAGAUUCACCAUGCUCUGAAGCUCGGUAGCCAGCCACUCUUCAACACCAUCAUCUCCUUCCACAGGGAGACUGAUGCCGAAAUACUUACCGACUCUAGCAUCAAGGUUGAGGCUAUCAAGGGAUACGACCCCACCGAGUACGCUCUUUCCCUGGAUGUUGGCGUUACUGAGACGAAGAUCGACGUGACUAUGCAAUUUUGGACGUCCGACUUCACCUCUGCUCAGGUCCGCAACAUUGGCGCUACUCUUGCAGAGGCGGUCAAGGCGACUAUCCAACAAUCCGACAAGGCUAUUGGUGCUGUCGACCUCGUCAGUCCUGCGCACCUUCAGCAACUCCGUCAAAUCACUUCGGUAUAUCCACAGUACGUCAAUGAGUGCGUGCACCAUGCCAUCGAAGCUCAGGCCGCUGCGACUCCUGAUGCCGAAGCGAUCUGUUCAUACGAAGGAAGCUGGACGUACAAAGAACUCAAUGACCAGGCUACUCGUCUUUCCCAUUACCUAGUUUCUCUUGGUGUUGGUCCUGAGGUCAUUGUUCCCUACGUCUUCCAGAAGUCUGCGUGGGCAACCGUUUCGAUCCUAGCUAUUCUGAAGGCUGGUGCGGCAGGUGUCGCUUUUGACCCUAGCCACCCGAUUGAACGUAUUGAAGGCCUUAUUGAACAGACCGGUUCUACCGUCAUCCUAGCCUCAACUCGCAAUGUCAGCCUCUUCGACAACACACCCAACCUCAAGAAGGUCAUAGAGGUCAGCGCCGACUCGAUCGCUGCUCUUCCCGAAGUGUCUGGUCCUGCCAACACUACAGUCAAGCCCGAAAAUGCUUGCUUCGUUGUAUUCACCUCGGGAACAACUGGCAAGCCCAAGGGUAUAAUCCUUGAGCACCGGAAUAUGCGUACUUGUACUACUUCUAUGGGCGAGGUCCUUGGUUUUGGUCCCAACACUCGUGCCCUACAAUUCGCUGCAUACAACUUCGAUGUUUCGCUCCAGGAUAUCCUCACGACACUACAGAUGGGAGGUACCAUCUGCGUCAUCUCUGAUGAGGAGCGCAUGAAUGAUCUCGCUGGUGGUAUCAACCGUACCAGAGCUACGUGGGCCGAUCUCACUGCCACUGUCAGCGGGAUGCUCAAGCCCUCUGAUGUGCCAAGCAUGCAGCGACUCAACAACGGAGGCGAGCCACUCAACCGCGAUGUCGUCGAGACAUGGGCCGAUCAUGUUGAGUUCUACAAUCUUUACGGCCCUGCUGAGACUACUGUCAACCAGACUGCUAGUGUUCGGCUUUCCAAGACUUCUCCUGCUUCGAAUAUCGGCCCCGCCUACGGAACACACGUCUGGAUCGCCAACGACCAGGAUCACAACCGACUUGUUCCCAUGGGCUGUGCAGGUGAGAUUCUAAUUGAAGGUCCUCUGUUGGCUAGAGGAUAUCUCAAGGAGCCUGAAAAGACAGCUGCUGCUUUCAUUGAGAACCCGACAUGGGUAUCUCAAUUCCCCGAUCCCACUGCCAUCCAGCCUCGUCGCUUCUAUAAGUCUGGUGAUAUCGGUUGUCUCAACACUGACGGCAGUAUCACUAUCAUCGGUCGUCGUGAUGCCCAAGUCAAGAUCAACGGUCAACGUGUCGAGCUCGAUGAGAUCAUGUACCAGGCCCAGUUGCUCUUGCCCGAAGGCUACUCGAUGGUCGUCGAUGCUGUUGCUAUUGAAGAGCACACAAAGAGUAAGACUAUUGUAGGUUUCAUUACUAACCCAGAUUUCGCCAAGUUCAAGAACAGCGACGAGCAGACAACCUUCGAGAUUGAGGAUGAGCUCAGGCGCGUAUUGAAGGAUCUUCAAGGCUCCCUCGCCAAAGUCCUACCGUUCUAUAUGAUCCCUUCUCUCUUUGUUCCCGUCUUUAACAUUCCUUACACUACCUCCGGAAAGCUUGCUCGACCCAUCUUGAGGCAGAUCGUCGCUGGUUUCGACAAGGCUCAGGUAUCUCACUACAUGCUGCGUUCUGCCUCUGCCGAACAACCUCGUACUCCAACGGAGCAGAUCCUUCAGACUCUGUUCAGCGAGAUUCUCAGCGUCGAUGCUAAAACAAUCAGCCGUGACGACAAUUUCUUCGGUCUUGGUGGUGACUCUGUCGGUGGUAUGAAGAUGGUUGCUGCUGCUCGCAAGCACAAUGUUACCAUCCGGGUUGCGGACAUCUUCAAAUUCCCCAUCUUGAAUGAGCUCGCCGAGAUCGUCGAGAAGUCUCAGGACAGCGCUGCGGCAUCCGACCUCGCACCAUUUGCGCUUGUUGACGCCGCUACGAAAGACCAGACCAUUGCUGAAGCAGCCACUCAAUGCAGCCUCACGCCUUCGGACAUCGAGGACAUCUACCCUACCUCUGCACUUCAGGAGGGUAUGAUGGCUUUGGGCUUGAGGAAAGAGGGUGCCUAUAUCGCACAGAAGGUCUUCUGUCUUCCUCCAACUUUCGAUAUUGCCAAGUUCCAAAAUGCUUGGUCUCAAGUGAUCGAAUCGGAGGCUAUUCUACGAACCCGCAUCGUCUCCUCCAGUACCGGUAACCUUCAGGUUGUCAGCAAAGCGCCCAUAGCAUGGCAGCAAGGUGAUGAUUUGGAGUCUUACCUCGCUAAGGACCAAGCCACUGCCUUCCAAUAUGGACAGUCGCUCAUGCGCCUGGCCAUUGUCAACAAGGAAUACUUUGUAUGGACAGCGCACCAUGCUAUCUAUGAUGGAUGGUCCGUUGCACUUCUCUUUGAGAAGGUAGCCCAUGCCUAUGGUGGUGAAGAGAUCACGAGCUCCACCCUGUUCAAGACUUUCAUCGGGCGCCUUGCUGAAACUCCCCAAUCCGCCAAUAUCGACUUCUGGAAGAGCCAAUUCACUACACAAGGCAGCUUCCCCACCAGCUACCCUGAAGUUGGUCUUGGAUACGCCGCUGCAUCCAAGAAGACGAUUUCCAUCCAGGGCACAACUCCAGCUGUCUCUUCUAACAUUCUUCCAUCCACGAUCAAGCGCGCUGCCUGGGCCCUUACCAUCGCUACCUAUGCCGAUUCCGAGGAUGUCGUUUUCGCCCAGACUCUUGCUGGUCGCAACCUCGCUCUCGACGGAAUCGACAACAUGAUGGGACCGACCAUUACUACUGUCCCAGUUCGCGUCUUGGCUCCUAAAGAAGGAAUCACAGUCAAGGAUUUCCUCGAGAAGGUCCAGAACGAUUCUAUUGCCUCGAUUGACUACGAGCACUAUGGUCUUCAAAACAUUCGCGAUGCCAGCAAUGAGGCUCGCACCACCGUGGACAGCAUCACUAACCUGUUCGUCAUCCAACCUGCCGAAGAGGGUGAAGACACCAUGCUGGACUUGGAAACCGUCGACCGCCCUGAAGAAAACUUCGACACUUAUCCUCUUGUUGUUCUCUGCAAUCUUGGUAAAGACAACGACUUCACUAUUGAGGCGAUGUACGAUGAGGAUAUCAUCCCCACUGAGCAAAUGACCCGCAUGCUUCACCAGUACGAGCAUUUUGUCAACGAGCUAUCUGGUGACGCGUCCAGGCCUAUUGAGCAAAUGAGCCUUCUCAACAAAUAUGAUUUCAAGGACGUCACCACUUGGAACGCCGAACUCCCCGAGGGCGUCAACGCCAGAAUCCCCGACCUCAUUGCCGAAAACGUUGCGAGCAGGCCUGACGCUCAAGCUGUCUGUGCAUGGGACGGUAGCCUCACUUACCGCGAACUUGACAUUGUCACUUCUAAGAUCGCCAACCACCUCGUUACUCUUGGUGUUGGCCCUGAAGUUAAGGUUGGCCUAUGUUUUGAUAAGUCGCUGUGGAACAUCGUUUCCAUGUUUGCUGUCAUGCGUACGGGUGGUGUCUGCGUACAACUGCUGCCAAAUUACCCCAUGCCUCGUAUGCUCAGCAUCUUGGAGGACAUUGAGGGAGAGGUUGUUCUCGUUUCUCCUCAGCAUGCAGGCUUGUUCGAUGGAGUUGUGCCCAACAUAUUGUCCAUCGAUCAGUCUUUCGUGGACGCCCUUCCCUCCACAUUCGAAUCCUUCGAAGCCCCGGCUUAUGGCCCCGAGAGCGCUGCUUUCAUCGUGUUUACUUCCGGAAGCACAGGCAAACCUAAGGGCGUCAUCAUCGAGCAUCGGGGUUUCUGUACUAUGGCCAAAUAUCAGUUACCAGAGAUCCAACUUUUCCCCGAUUCUCGCGUACUUCAGUUCGCCACACACACUUUCGACAUCUGCCUCUUCGAGAGUUUCUCGCCACUCGUUAAGGGCGCUUGUGUAUGCGUUCCUUCUGAGUAUGACAGAAUGAACAACCUUGUUGGCGCUAUCAAUGCUUUGAAUGUAGACUGGAUCAUCAUGGUCUCCACCGUUGCCGACACUUUCCAUCCUGACCAAGUCCCCGGACUCAAGUCAAUCAUCCUGGGUGGUGAACCACUUCGCGCUGACAUUCACGCUCGGUGGGCUCCUCGUGUCAAUCUCUUCAACGACUAUGGCCCCGCUGAGUGCUCCAUCUUGGCCGUCAUGACUCGAUCCUACCUCGAAACCCCUUGCUCUAUGAUCGGACAGGCCAAGGGUGGCCGUGCUUGGGUUGUUGACAAGGCCGACCACAACCGUUUGGUUCCUGUUGGUUGUGUUGGAGAGCUACUUAUUGAGGGUCCUCUACUCGCUCGCGGAUAUCUCAAGAACCCCACUAAGACAAACGAAUCCUACAUCUACGACCCAUCCUGGGCUUCUCAGAUCUCGCCCAACCCUACCAGACUCUACAAGACCGGUGACCUUGUCCGCUACGUCAAAGAUGGCAACAUGCUGUGCUUGGGCCGUAAGGACACUCAAAUCAAGAUUCGUGGUCUUCGUGUCGAGCUUGGUGAGAUCGAGCAUCACGUUAAGACCAGCUCUUUUGGAACUCAGAAGCAAGCUGUUGAGAAGAUUCUCCUCGGUGGGGAUGUGGAGAAAGCCGCACUUGCUGCUUUCGUCGUCCCAUCUGCCGAAGACAUUGUAGACGAUUCUGAAGAGGUUUUACCAUUGUCUACGACUCUCAAUGUCAAAUUCGCCAAGCUCAAAGAACACAUUGCGCAGUCUCUCCAGGCUUAUAUGGUUCCAUCUUUGUACAUUCCUCUACGCAAGAUGCCCGAGACACAGACGAACAAGAUCGAUCGCAAUGCUUUGAAGCGCAUUGGAGCCGCUUUGACUGCCGAACAGAUUGAACAAUAUUCUCUUGGAGGUGAGGAGGACACCGCUUCUAAGCGUGCUCCUUCCACCCCCAUGGAGUCUGCUCUUCAGGCCAUCUGGGCUGAUCUCCUUCGCAUUGAGCCCGCUACUAUCGGCGCCGAUGACAGCUUCUUCAGCAAGGGUGGUGACUCUAUCAAGGCUAUGCGCCUCACAUCCCUGGCCCGAACUGCCGGGAUCAAGUUGAUCGUCGCCGACAUCUUCAAGAACCCAAUUCUUUGUGAUAUGGCGGAGGUUGCUGUCUUCGACAAUGAAGAGGCUGCCGCCACAAUUUCUCCAUUUUCUCUUGCCCCAGCUGAGGAAAACCUUAUCCAAGACGCUGCAGGCAAAUGUGGAAUUCCCGAGGAGGACGUGGUUGACAUCUAUCCUUGCACUCCUCUGCAGGAAGGUCUGAUGGAACUCGCUACCCAACAGAAAGGAGCAUACACUGCCCAAAGAGUCUUCCGCCUCCCUGAAAAUAUCGACAUUCAACGUUUCAAGAGUGCUUGGAGCCAGCUUGUCGCACUUCAUCCUAUCCUCCGCACACGCAUCAUCCUUUCCAAGACUUCUGGUGCUGUGCAAGUUGUAGUCAAGGAGGACGUCAACUGGCGACAAGAGAUUGCCCUUGAAGAUUACCUUAGUAAUGAUAAGUCCGAGUUCGUACAAUACGGCAGCCCUCUGGCUCGCUAUGCUCUGGACUCAGAGCACCGCCAUUUUGUUUGGACCGUCCAUCACGCUCUCUACGAUGGACACAGUGCGAUUGUCCUCAUGGAACAGCUCGAGGCUAUUUACAACGGUGCCCAGAUAGAGGCAGCACCUGCCUAUAACCGAUUCAUCAAGCAUAUUACCGAGGUCGAUGCCGAGGAAACCAAGGCAUUCUGGAAGAAUCAGCUUGGUCAGGGCAACGCCAACAGCUUCCCAUCUCUCCCAAGUGCCACCUACCAGCCAUCUCCCGACUCCGAGGUCACGCGCAGUAUUGAAAUCGCUCGCAAGGCUGAUCGGGGUGUCAUUCUCUCGACCAUUCUCCGUGCUGCCUGGGCGAUUGUGACCAGUCGAUACAUGGGUUCUGAGGAUAUUGCUUUUGCCGCUACCAAUUCCGGCCGCAAUGCACCUGUUCAAGACAUUGAAAACAUCGUUGGUCCUACCAUCACAACGGUUCCAAUCCAACUCCAGGCCAACGCCAACGCCUCAAUUGCUGAGUUCCUCGCUACUGUGCAGCAACAAUCCACCGAAAUGAUACCCUUUGAGCAUGCAGGUGUUCAGAACAUUUAUGCCAUGGCUAGUGAGAAGCAGAACCUCAAGAACCUGUUUGUCAUCCAACAGCCACUUGGCGAAGUUCAGCAAGAGUCUAUGCUCGAGGAAGUACUUGACAAGAACCUCCUUCGUGGGUUCCACAUCUACGCCGCUGUUGUUGAGUGCAUGGUCAUGAGCGAGAGCAAGGUCGACAUCGAGCUUCAGUUCGACCACAAAGCUCUACCUGAAGCUUCUGCGCGCAUCGUCUUGGACCAAUUCGAGCACGUCGUUCAUCAGCUUGUUAGUGCAUCAGCAUCAACGCCCCUCAAGGACAUCAGCCUUGUCACGCCCGCCCACUAUCAGCAGAUGAUCGAAUGGAAUGACCUCGUACCCAUGAAGCGCGUUGACGACUGUGUCCACAAUAUCUUCCGUGAGCAAGUGGAGAUUCGCCCCGACGCUGUCGCUGUCACUUCCUGGGACGGCGAGGUUACCUACAAGCAGCUCGACGAGCUUGCCGACAAGGUCGCUGCAUUCCUUGUUGAGAAGGGUGUCAAGCCCGAAUACCUUACCCCUCUCUGCUUCGACAAAUCUAUGUACACGAUUGUUGCUAUGAUGGCUACUCUCAAGGCUGGCGGUGCUUGUGUUCACCUUGGAAAGAACUCACCAAUUGAUCGCAUGAGCGAGAUCAUCAGCCAGACUGGCGCAAGCUUCGUCCUCACUGACAGCAUUCACGCCCACAAAUUUGAUGGGGUUUCCGAGGCUAUCGUUAUCGACCGGACCUUCAUUGACUCUCUAACUUCAAGCACUCCUCUUCCUACGGUUUCUCCAAACAAUCCUGCAUUUGUGUUAUUCACUUCAGGCAGCACAGGUAAACCGAAGGGAGUGGUUGUCGAGCACGGUUCUCUGUGCACCAGUUCCCUGGCCCACGGAACUAACCGCAAGGUCGGUCCUUGGACCCGCCUUUUGCAGUUCGCUGCUUACACUUUCGAUGUUUCCGUCGCCGACAUCUUCACUACCCUCCAGCGUGGCGGUUGCAUCUGCGUACCCUCUGAAGAUGAGCGCAUCAACGACUUGCCGGGUGCAAUCAACAGAAUGAACUGCAACUACGGUUUCCUUACUCCAACUGUUGCUGGAAUGCUCGACCCCCAGUCUGUGCCUAACUUCAAGAGGCUGAUCCUUGGUGGUGAACUUCUCACUCAAGACAACGUCCAACGAUGGGCUCCUGUGGCUGAUCUCAUCAUCUCAUACGGAAUGACGGAAUGCAGUAUCCACUGUAUGGAUGCUGUUCCUCUCACUGUUGAAAGUGACCCGGCUGACCUCGGUCGACCAUCUGGCUGCCACAUGUGGAUCGUCGACGCAGACGACCACAACAGGCUUGCACCUAUUGGCGCCAUUGGUGAACUUGUCAUCGAGGGCAGGAUGGUGUCUCGUGGAUACCUCAAUGACAAGGCCAAGACCGACGCAGCCUUCGUUUACGACCCAACCUGGUCUCAGGGCACCGGCCAGACCCGACGCAUGUACAAAACAGGCGAUCUCUGCAAGUACAGUGCUGAAGGAACCAUCUGCUACGUCAGCAGGAAGGACUUCCAAGUCAAGCACCACGGCCAACGUAUCGAGCUUAGCGAAAUUGAGCAUCACAUUGUCGCUGAUCCUCGUGUUAAGCAGGCUGUUGUUCUUCUGCCCAAGGCUGGCUAUCUCCAGAAGAGGCUUGUUGCUAUUCUCUCGCUAGAGUCUCUGGCGAUGGACCUCUCCCCCGAGACCCAGCUUGCCUUGAUUUCAGGUCUCGACAAGGGACUUGCUGAUGUCCAGAUUUCGGCAGUCCGUAACCACCUCGCCACCAAGGUGCCCGACUACAUGGUGCCAGCGGUGUGGAUCGUCACUCGCGCUAUGCCUUUGACACCAAACAAUAAAAUGGAUAGAGUUACUACGACAAAGUGGUUGGUAGAGAUGGAUGACAAGACCUACGAGACGAUCGUAGGUGGGGAGGAGGAAGAAGGAGGUGCACCAGCUACUGAACAACAGCAACGUCUUCAUGACAUCCUUGCCGGUGUCCUCGGGUUGCCAACUAUCAACAUGAACCGAUCCUUCCUCGACUUGGGAGGAGACUCAAUCACUGCUAUGCAGCUCCGCGCCAAGGGGCAAACUGCUGGCAUUUCGCUCACCGUUCGCGACAUUCUUACUUGCGAGAGCAUUUGUCACCUUGCCGUCGAGGCUAAAUUCCAGGGCGAGGAUGGCGAUGACGAAGUCAUCGGUCAGAAUUUCGCACUUACAGCGUGGCAACAGGCACUGAUCGAACAAGGCGCCGACAAUCAAAACGUCCUUGUCCGUCUGAACUCUUCCACUACUGUUCCCAAGCUCGUCCGAGCUAUUGAGGCUCUUAUUCAACAACACUCCAUGCUUCGAGCCCGCUUUACCCGCGACACUCAGGGUCAAUGGAGCCAGAUCAUCACCAAAGAGCUUGCCUCAUCCUAUCGAUUUGAAGCUCAAGCGCUCGCUACCAGCGCCGACAUCAAGCCAUUCCUGGCCGCCAAUGUUUCGGAGCUCAAUAUUGAAAAUGGACCAUUGUUCUCUGUCCGACUUCUCAGUCUUACAGAAGAAUCCAACGCUCAGGUGCUGGUGAUUAAUGCCCACCCAUUGAUUGCUGAUACUACGUCCAUGAGGAUCAUCGUUCAAGACUUGCGUGAGUUGCUCAAGGGCAAUUUCAUUUCCACCAAGCCUUCGUCCUUCCAGACAAUGCUUUCUCGCAACAGCGCAGCCAUCAACAUUGAGGCCCCUCACCCCGAUCUCACUGUUUGGGGUGUCGAAAAUGAGAAGAUCCUGGCCUCUACUCCUAUUGAGAGGGUCAUCACUCUGCCAUCCGGCAUUACCUCCACUCUCAUGGGCGCUGCCAACACUGCGCUUUCCACUCAACCUGGCGAUAUUCUUGUCGCUGUGCUCUCCAAGGUGUGGGCUACCGUCUUCGGACGUCCGGCCUCUAUCGCCGUCAAAGAGGACUCGCGUUCUGCUCGUACUCUCGGUCAAUUCAAUCGUAUUCGACGACUUUCCGACACCCACACACUGAAUUUCAUUCAACUACUUAGCGAGGUCAAGGAUGAACGCGCCUACGAGGACCUCAGUUUGUCUCUGACGCAAUGUCUUCCGGCGUACGUUGAGAUGCUCGUAGAAGCCAUCGACUACACUACCUUCGGUGAUGAGGAAGCUCUCCAGCGUCCUCAGCUUGCGGCCCUCCAGGCUGUCCUCACUGUCUCUGCCAUUGUUACCAAUGGCGAGAUCUCAAUCAAGUUCACUCACAGCGCGAACCUUGGACAGCAAGAAACUCUUAAGACUUUCAUCGAUAUUGUUGAACAGUCAAUCCCUAACUUGACCUCCACACUUGCGAGCGCACCUCGCAAAGCUACCCUUUCCGACUUCCCUCUUCUCGGGUUGGACUAUUCUCAACUCUCCAGUCUCGAGAAGGUGCUCUACGACAUCAACGUUCCGGUCUCGAAUGUUUCCACCAUCAUUCCUUGCACCCCUCUUCAACAACGGAUGCUCAACAGCCAGAAGACUAAUCUUGGAUCCUAUGAGUCCGACACUGCUCAUAGAAUCACUGGUGUUGAGAUUGACAUUCCUCGUCUUCAGUCUGCUUGGAAGCAGGUCACUGCUCGUCAUGAAGCUCUACGUACAAUCUUCAUUCCCAGCGCAUCCCGCAACUUCUUCUCCGACCAAGUGAUACUCAAGAACUACGAUCCGAUUGUCGACGUCAUUCAGUGUGAUGCCGAAAGCAUCAGCCGCAUCAUCGAAAACCACCACACCGUCUCUCACUCUUCUUUCCGCCCUCAUGUCGGCUUCACUCUCUUCCAGACCCGCAAUGACCUGUUCUGCAAGCUCGAGAUCAAUCACGCUCUGCAGGAUGGUAUGUCCACCCGCCUCAUCUACCAAGACCUUGUUCUCGCAUACCAGGGUCUUCUUCCUGAAGGAGAAGCGCCCGGUUUCCAAGAAUAUGUCCACUGGCUUGCCGACCAAGAUCUUUCGUCUGAUGACGAUUUCUGGUCCAGCUAUCUGAGUGACAUUCCUCCUUGCCACAUUCCUCGCAAGACACAAACUCAGACUGCAACCAACGCGGUAGAGAAGGGUUCCAACGUCCUUGUCCCCAUCGAAGUCGACGUCAGCGCUGAUGAAAUUGCAACACUUUGUCGCAAGCAUAAGAUCACUUCUGCGACACUUUUGCAAGCCGCUUGGGUUGCUGUUCUUCGCUCCGUCACGGAGAGCGAGGAGGUCCUCUUCGGUUAUCUUACCGCCAAUCGCGAGCUUGACAUUAAGGGUGUUGACGAGCUCGUCGGCCCCAUGAUCAACAUGCUCGCUUGCCGUCUCAGCCUUACCUCCUCCACUACCUCCGCAGAUCUCCUCAGCAAAACACACUCUUCCUUCCUCGAGACUCUCGAUCACCAGCACGGCUUCGUGUCCUCUGCCAACGCUAUCGAAGCUGAAAUCGGGUGCUUGCCAUUCAACUCCGUCCUCUCAAUUGAGUACGCUUCUGAGGAAUCCGCCUACUAUCCAACCACCUCCGAAGCCACUUCUUCCAAGAGUCUAGGCUUCGAGACUCUCUUCGGUAGCCGUGCUCCUGAAUUCGACGUUGUUCUUGGUGUGUUGCUAGGAGACAAGAAUAUCGAGCUGCAACUCGGCUACUGGGAUGGCAUCAUGGAUGUGUCACUCAUGAAGAAGGUUGCAAAGGCCUACAAGGGUGUUGUUGAGGAGUGGGUUGGUUCUGAGUCGCUUGACUCUUCAAUCCAGAGCCUCAAGGCUUUGGAAGCUUAGUUCCGUCAUUCACUGGUUAUGG